AUGAAGAGGUCCGAGCAAUAUCGCUAUUUCCCAGGUACGAGAAAUUGGAGAAGUACUCAAAGAUUUGAAGACUCGUGGUAUUACGUGUUCAUAAAUGACACAGAUAUGCACCCGAUGCUUUCUAGGCGAAGUGGCACAAAGAAAGAUCGUCGAAAGCAUAAUCUACUUACAAUUGGAGCUGUAGCCUAUCAGAUGCUCCGUGAUAGUCUCCAAAAGUUCCUGUCUCUUCCACACUGUUAA
Ogataea angusta is the source of this 240-nucleotide messenger RNA. RefSeq lists its product as uncharacterized. The transcript has a single exon. NCBI's taxonomy places the organism in Eukaryota, Fungi, Ascomycota, Pichiomycetes, Pichiales, Pichiaceae. The coding region runs from base 1 to 240 and encodes 79 amino acids. The record is from RefSeq and is a predicted model, not a curated record.